AUGCCCACCAUCGACUCCCCCGCCAUGGAAGAUAAACACUCCGACCUCAUGGGACUGCCAGUCGAGCUUCGAGAGGAAAUCUACGGACUCGCAUUCUCCGCUCCCUAUAUUUCCGACCAUGAUCUGCUGAAUAAGCCCGGUCCGCCCCUCGACCUACGUCUCACCUCAACGUUCGUCCACGCCGAGACGAUGAGAGCGUACAUCAAAGCACAAGCUGGCUUUGAGGACACAAGGAAGGACUUUAUUGAGUCUCUCCAAGACACACGCAGGGCUCGCCACUCCCACAACGACCGCAACUCCCUUGAUGCCGCCUCUGACCCUGGUAGACUCGCAUUCCUUGCCACAGUGAUGGCGAUACGCUGGCCUUUAUGCGAGCACGUUUGUGCUGAGCGUGGAUGCUACAUGUGCUCUUCGCCGUUCCACCGGGCCUGCUUCGGCUGUGGGAUGUGGCGGGCUCUCGCAUUCUACUACUCCUCCCGUCCGGACAAGACACCCCUGCUUGUCGAACUGGUAGGAACUUCGGUCGUGCAUACUGCUCUCGGAUUCAAGGUACGGGAGGGCACAGCGCUGUACAAGAUGGAUCGAGAGGACCUGUAUCGCCCGGCCUCACGGUCAAACGAACAUCUGCCGUCGCCUGCGCGGUCGAGGUAUUGGUGGGCGGUGGAGUUGGACAAGCAGUUGCAUGUUGCCAUCAGGUGCAAGAUUCGACGGAGAGCCGUGGAUCGAUACUGGGCUGUUCAGCCUUUCCAGAGAGAGUCAUUUGACGAGGAGACAAUAGCUGAGCUGGAAGACGAAGAUAUGGAUAGCUUGAGUAUGCAUAGAUGGACGUCCUAUAUGGAGGGUUCCGGCUGGGCGAGGGAAUUUGACUGGCAGAGCGCGUAUGCUCGCUUCGUGGCCGAGGAGCAGAGGCAGUUGGAGCUGGCUGGGAGUGACAAGAAGCUGGUGCCUUCGGAGUAA
Recurvomyces mirabilis is the source of this 957-nucleotide messenger RNA. RefSeq lists its product as uncharacterized. The transcript has a single exon. NCBI's taxonomy places the organism in Eukaryota, Fungi, Ascomycota, Dothideomycetes, Mycosphaerellales, Teratosphaeriaceae. Bases 1 to 957 code for a protein of 318 amino acids. The record is from RefSeq and is a predicted model, not a curated record.